This is a messenger RNA of Daucus carota subsp. sativus, 714 nucleotides long. RefSeq lists its product as uncharacterized. The record is from RefSeq and is a predicted model, not a curated record. NCBI's taxonomy places the organism in Eukaryota, Viridiplantae, Streptophyta, Magnoliopsida, Apiales, Apiaceae. The coding region runs from base 1 to 714 and encodes 237 amino acids. The transcript has a single exon.
AUGCACGGAUACAAGUACAUCGUUGGAGAGAACUCUGCUGAUUAUAGCGUGGCUUUCGGGUUUGGUUUUGAUCAUGUGAGCAGUGAUUACAAGGCGGUGAGGAUUGUACAGAAAAUCAAUGUGAUCAACGUGAUCAAUCGAGUUGAGGUGUAUUCACUCAAGGAGAAUUGUUGGAAGGAAAUCAAUGCGGAGUUAGAUUUCGGACUUAUCGAUAAGCCCCGUGGUAAAGUAACUAGUGUGAAUGGAUCGAUUUAUUGGUUAGCACGAAAGAGAAUGGAUGACUUUGGGCUUGUGGUGCUUUCCUUUGAUGUGCAAAGCCUGAAAUUCGGCACGAUUCAGUUUCCUGAUGAUCUCUCUGUGUUGCCUUUCUAUUGGCGGAGAAAUUACGAUGAGUUUAGCGUUUUGCAGUUUAAGGAAUAUGUUGCCCUUUGUUAUAGUUUGGAUCUAGGAGGAUGCGUGGUGAUUUAUACGCUGCUUGAUGGCAAUUGUUGGUGUAAGAAUAUGAUUGUUAGACGUUUAGAUUAUUUAGUAGGAUGUUUGAAGACGGGUGAACUCAUUGGAUUGAAAUAUCGUUAUGAUGGUCGGAGAAACGGGUAUCACGAGGAUGUAGUCUUAUAUGACUCGGUGAAUGAUGUGGCGAAAUCCAUUCAAUCAAUACUGAAGGGAAGGAGAACGCUGUACCAUUAUACCGAGAGUCUGUUCGAUCUGAAUUAA